This is a messenger RNA of Acomys russatus (golden spiny mouse), 1333 nucleotides long. It is a transcript of the gene Negr1, whose product is annotated as neuronal growth regulator 1. Lineage: Eukaryota; Metazoa; Chordata; Mammalia; Rodentia; Muridae. The transcript has 7 exons. Gene Ontology annotation, cellular component: neuron projection. Bases 64 to 1110 code for a protein of 348 amino acids. The record is from RefSeq and is a predicted model, not a curated record.
CGCCAGCAGCAGGGGGGUGGGAGCCGACGCUGCCGGAGAGCGAGCAGCCUGGCAGGCACGGACAUGGUGCUCCUGGCGCAGGGCGCUUGUUGCUCGAACCAGUGGCUGGCGGCGGUGCUUCUGAGCCUGUGCUCUUGCCUCCCGGCUGGGCAGAGCGUGGACUUCCCCUGGGCGGCCGUGGACAACAUGCUGGUGAGGAAAGGUGACACGGCGGUGCUCAGGUGUUACUUGGAGGAUGGAGCAUCAAAGGGUGCCUGGCUCAACAGGUCAAGCAUCAUAUUUGCUGGAGGUGACAAGUGGUCAGUGGAUCCUCGCGUUUCCAUUUCCACAUUGAAUAAAAGAGACUACAGCCUCCAGAUACAGAACGUUGAUGUGACAGAUGAUGGCCCGUACACAUGUUCUGUGCAGACCCAACACACACCGAGGACGAUGCAGGUUCAUCUUACCGUGCAAGUUCCUCCGAAAAUAUAUGACAUCUCAAACGACAUGACCAUCAACGAAGGGACCAAUGUCACCCUGACUUGUUUGGCCACUGGGAAGCCAGAGCCUGCCAUUUCCUGGAGGCAUAUCUCCCCAUCAGCAAAGCCGUUUGAAAAUGGGCAAUACUUGGACAUUUAUGGAAUUACAAGGGACCAGGCUGGGGAGUACGAGUGCAGUGCGGAGAAUGACGUGUCGUUCCCAGACGUGAAGAAAGUGAGGGUGGUCGUGAACUUUGCUCCUACGAUUCAGGAAAUUAAAUCUGGCACAGUGACCCCCGGACGCAGCGGAUUGAUAAGGUGUGAGGGUGCAGGUGUGCCGCCGCCGGCCUUCGAAUGGUACAAAGGAGAGAAGAAACUCUUCAAUGGCCAACAAGGAAUUAUCAUUCAGAAUUUUAGCACAAGAUCCAUCCUCACAGUGACCAACGUGACACAGGAGCACUUCGGCAACUAUACUUGUGUGGCUGCCAACAAACUGGGUACAACCAACGCGAGCCUGCCCCUCAACCCUCCAAGCACAGCCCAGUAUGGGAUUACUGGGAGCGCCUGCGACCUCUUCUCCUGCUGGAGCCUUGUGUUGACACUAUCCUCUGCCGUCAGUAUAGUCUACCUGAAGAAUGCCGUCCUACAGUGAACCUAAAGACCCAUGAAAGGCUUUCAAGGAGUCCCUGAGAGUGCGAGUGGCUGGGUCCAAUCUGGUGCAGUUAGGUUUAAGCAGCGUGGGAUACAAUCGGCUGUCUGUAACCGGGUGACGCCGCCUGUGGAAUCGCUGGUUGUGUAAAUACUUUCAUUCUCCUCUCCUUUUGAUUAGACACUCGACCCUGUGAGGCACUGCACAUUGUCCCUUUUUCUUUCUU